This is a messenger RNA of Strongylocentrotus purpuratus (purple sea urchin), 5865 nucleotides long. RefSeq lists its product as uncharacterized. The record is from RefSeq and is a predicted model, not a curated record. Lineage: Eukaryota; Metazoa; Echinodermata; Echinoidea; Camarodonta; Strongylocentrotidae. The coding region runs from base 1 to 5397 and encodes 1798 amino acids. The transcript has 20 exons.
AUGUGUCAAAUACAAACACCGUUGUCGGGGAGGUGGCAGUUCCUUGUUGCAUUUCUUGCACUGGUCCUGGCUUUACCUGCAUUAGGGGUAGAUGUUGGAGGGGGAGUUGUGGAAGUAUCGCUGCCUGAUGUCACUGAGGAGUUGCCAGAGCCAGAGGGCGUCCUAGGUGGGGACUGCAUAAACAUCUCAUUGAGAAACAACGACUGGAGCUGGGACGGAGACGAGGGUCAACAGCAUCAAGGGGAGACGGCGCUCCUGGUCAGAAAACUUCUGCAGAGACUGAACAACGAGACCCAGCGGAUCCAGAAUGACAACCCCAAUCUCAACCUGACGCAUUUCAUGAGACUUGUUGCAAGUCGGUCAUCUUUGAUGAUACUGAAGAUCAAAUCCUUUGCAAGAGUCUUUGGCCAUGUGAACGCCCUCUACGGAUACACCUGCCGGAACGGGAAGCAGCUCCUACGCCAUGCCUUGCAGCGCAAUAUCACAGACGAUGAACUGGAAGAGUUUGAUGACGAAAUAUCUGCGGAGAUAGAUGCUAUGGUAGAUGAUGCUAUGGAAGAAGGAGCAGGUGGUGGUGAAGAAGAAAGAAAGGGCGGAGAACCUGGGACUGUAACCGGUGGGAAGCCAAAUGAGGCAUUGUCCGUUCAACAGAAAAACAGAGCUGCAGUCAGAUUGUUCAUCAGGAAGGCUGUCAUCGGUUUGUUCCUGUCGCCCCGCAAGCUUCGAGGUAAAGAAAUACCACAUCUUUCUGGAUACAUUAACAAACUUCGACAUGCUGAUGCGCUUAGUGACCUAGACCCAAGCCAGUCGAAAAACGCAACGAACCGGGGUGAGGGUUCAGGACUAAACAGAGAGGCAGGACAUACAGAAGAUGCCAUGGGUGAAGAAGGUGACAUGACAGGCAUGACGAUGGAAGAAGACGAGUAUGACGUUUUGUUGGAAAUCUUCGAAUCUGCAGAUUGGUUUGAUGACGAUGACCCUCAACUUCGCGAUGAUGAGGAGGUCCUGAAGAAAUUCAAUCUUGAAGGUUACUUAUUCACGCUAAUGUCUCAGCAUGUCAACAAAAGUGCGUCGUGCGCCCGUGAUGUCACGAAAUUCAUCAACAAGCGAGCCAAGCAUCUACCCAAUGUGACUGAUGGUGAGGAAGACUUCAAGGAACUCUGGAACGAGUUCAGAAGUUUGAACCGCCAACUGAAUGCUUCUCGACACCGAAACUCCACCGGUGGUCCAUUCGGUGGACUUCGCGAAAGUUCUGGUCAAAUAGAAACUCAAACAGGAAACCCUCUGCAAGGGGCUGGAGACGUCAUGACCCGAAUCCGUAACAUCACUGGACGUCUUGCUAAGGGCAGGUGGAGAGGAGACGGUGGUAUCGAGGGUAGCUUCUACGUGGUCCUCAUGAAGAUGGCUCACACGAUAGACAGCUGGGGAAGGGCGGGAUUCUUGUCCAAUGGAACAUACUUCGACGCGAAGUGCGCACCGGGCCAGUCAGCUAGAGAGGGCGCCACCACAGCCUGCCACAUAUGUCCUACGGAUGCUGCCACCAGGAAUCUUCGGAUGCUUCUCUCGGAACUUGACGAAACCAUCGGAGAAGUGUACGAUGGCAUCAAAGACGGAAUUGACAAGAUGGCUGAAGGCCCAGCCAAGGAUCAAUUGACAGUAUACCGCCUCCCACGUCUUGCAUUGGCUGAAACACAAAUCACACUCUCGGACAAGGACAAAUGCACUCCGUUCACACUCACGUACAACAUUCCUCAGCCGGGAGAGGGCGACACACCAGCUCAACCCUCGACUGACGGAGCAGACCAAGAUGAACGUGGAACCGAAGGUGAUGGUGAAACCGGGGAGGUGAUCAGCUAUGAGGAUUUCAGUACUCUUCGGGAGGAGCAGUUUUCACUACCCGCUGUCCCAUUUCUGCUGGGGAAUCAAGACGCUCAGCAGUCAUUAGACCAAUCCAGGAGGAUUACCAUUGAUGAAGCGAGCUUCGUGUCAGAUAGCCAGCUCACGGUUGAAGGGAGAUUCUGUGAGAUGGAUUCGCGCGUCCUGCAGCUAUGCCUCACGCUCGACGGACGCACGCGCAUACGCACGGACGACGCACCAGAGGGCAAGUGUCACAAUCUCACCGUGUACGCUGCGGCACCCGCGGUUUCAGGUGCUCGGUUGAGCGAUAGAGCCGAUGCCAUUAUCGUCUUCUUUGACAAGGACGUGAACGUCGCGAACCUUAAGAAAUGUUCGGCAAUCUUCGACGAGACUUCAGUGGCGAAGUUCGGCGACGAAGCAGAAUGCCAGUGGCGCAAGGGCAGGGAAUUGGUUGUGCGCUUGGGCAAGGGAGCCACAAUUAAUCCACAGUCAGAGAGCAGAAUCGCACUCCGACCAGAUCACAUCCGGGCCUUCCGGCAGCUCUUUUCUCAUACCGCGUCCGGCAUGGUCGAAGUGCUCCUUCCGAACAAUCCCGUAACCCCAACGGCUCUUAUUGACGGCGAGCCGAAAGUUCCCGAAUGCGGAGACAUCAGGCUCUCGGCUCUGAGGUCAAAGGGCGGCGGAUCACGUGGUCUAACAUACACGUGGUCCAUUCAGAGACCGACAGAGGAUGUGGAUGAGAGGAUCACGAAUAUACUGGCGAGAACAAACGGUGACAAUAAAGCAGAGUUAGUCGUCGGCGCCAGUCUCCUGCCUGAUGAUACUCCGUACGUGAUGCGAUUAACCGUUAGGAACCUACUGGGACUGGAGAAUUCGACGACUUUCACCGUGCGGAAAGCGAAUGAACAGGAGCCUAAGUUUAAGAUUGGAACCAUAGGAAUCCCCGCAGACAGAGUGGUCAACGUAAACAAGCCCGUUUCACUUGUCGGUGAUUUAUCAUUUAACGGCCGUGGACCCGGUUGUGGAAGGCUAAAUGCCUCUGAAGUGAACUUUCAGUGGUCCGUAUCUGGUGCUCAGUUUGAAGAGGGCGUCCUAAAUACGAAUAAACGAGGACUCCGGUUUCCACCAAGAUCUCUACCCGGAGACACGGAGAUCACUGCGACCUUGACGUUGACCUAUAUGGCUGAUACUCAAGUGACCUUGACCCGUACAGUGACCUUCACCACGGCCUUUGAACCCCUCGUGGCACGUAUCAAAGGUGGUGAACGCAUAACCACUGGUGAGGCUUCCAGUCCCUUCGACCUAGACUGCUCGCUGUCCAGAGAUCCAAACUUUAAUGGCGAUGAACCCGAUGAGGGACUUAGGUUUCGGUGGGGCUGUUGGCAGGAGACUGAUAAAACCGGAUGCAACCCUACGUACCCAUCAACGGAAGCUGUUUUGACUGUUGACCCUUCCGCGUUGACAGCUGGGAAGGCCUAUUCUUUCUCUUGCUACGUCUCAAAGGCCGGCUUUGACGGUGAAGUACAUAGUAGUGUGACGGUCGAUGUUACGGAAAACAAUCCACCUCUGAUUUCGCUGGCCCUGCUCCAAUCGAAGGACGGAUCUUACAGACCGAGGAGAGACAUAGAGAUACGGGCCAACGUCAGGGGUGAUGACAUCAGCGAAAUGAGUUGGGAGGACGUAGGUGGCGGUCUUGAUGGAUUGGGGGAAGACGAAUUCACGGAGUUCAAAGACGUAACACAGACGGAUGCAGAGACAACAUUAACUACUUCCGAGGUCACACGUUCAUCUAAGCCAUAUACUGUCAGGUUCGGACAGUACUACUCUCUUCUGAAAAUUAACAACGCAACCCUCGAAGCCGGUUCUCAGUAUAGUGUACAGUUUAGCGCCCUCAACGGGGAAGACACGGGUUCUUCAACAAUUGACUUCCAGGUUCUUGGCAAGGUAACUGGUUGCCAGUUUGAGUUUGGUGGAGACGAGACGUACGUGGACACUGCUUCCAAUGUGAUGUACACUGUCCAGUCAUGCUCUGCAGAUGAGGACAAGGUCCUUACUUACCAGGCCUUUGCUCAGGUAUCCCUAGAGGACGGGCAGAACUCUCUGCGUCUCCUCGGUCAGACCUCGGAGAUGCCAGAGCUCCAGGUUGACCACGACGUCUAUGAUAAGGUCAAGAGCAAGAUAGAAGCCGGUGACACAGUGCCUUUCAAAGUCGGUGUUAGGGUAUGCUACCAGCUCACCAAAGUAUGUGCGGAUUUCACGAAAGAUGUGACGUAUGACCACCAACCCCUAACGGCGGAAGACAUCGAUGACAAGAAGGAGGAAAUUAAUGAUUUGAAGAACGAAGGACGACCGGUGGAAGGACUCAAAACAGCGAACAGCGCGCAGAAGGCUAGCGCCGACUUGUCUACCGAAGGCGCACGAAAGAGACGAGCAGCAAUAAGCUUUGACCAGACCUUACUGGAAUUGCAAAAGGAACUACUGAUCCUUGCUGCUGGGGACCAGAGCAAUUAUGACGGCUACCCUGGCGAUGUUCUAUCAAUGGUGGAUGCGGCCAUGGACGUACCUAUCCCCGCAUACCAACGGGAAGAGAUAAGGGGUAUACUGGACGCACAAAGGAAUGUGCUUCAAUCCGCGAAGGAUCUUGAUGACCGCCUACCACAGGAAACCAUCGAUGGGGUUCGCCAGCAGCUGGAGGAUGCCAAAAUAGCAUUCCCGGACAGCGUGUUCUUCACGGAGAACAGAGAAAUUCUUGGACUGCUUUCAAAGUGCAUGGGCAAGAACCUGGCAACCGGUGAACGGAUUUCAUCUUACGGUGACGACAUUUUGAUUACUAUCGAGGCCACACUCAAUAUCGAUCCCAUAAUGAUACCUAAGGGCGAUGGCUCUAUCACCUUCAAAGGUGGGGAUGACGUCAGAAAUAGAUACGACACCUCGUGGGAGGGAUGCGGAUGCGAGGAGUGCGUAGGAGUUCUGGUUGAAUUCUUCAUCUACCGCGGCCAAGACUACGUGGCCGGUGAGUCACAUGACAGUGACGUCAUCGGGAUGCAGUUCGUCAAUCCUUGCACAGGCGACCCGAUGGAAGUGCGCGAUCUCUACGACCCCGCAACCAUAUCAAUCCCCUUCUCAUCCCCUUGGCCGUCCAUGACCCGCCCCGUUUGCUCGUACUACAAUGACACCAACAUGGAAUGGAGCCAAGACGGUGUGCAGACAGUCGUCGACGGGAUGGAUGUCCGUUGCGAAACCAAUCAUACCACAGAAUACGUGAUCGAUUUUGUCAUCGAGGAUGGCGCUGUAGCGGAACCCACACCAACCACCUCCACUAGAGGAGAUGACAUGACCACUCUCGAAGACGACGACGACGAUGAUGACGACGACCAAAUCCCUGGACUGACUGCUCUGCUGGGCAUGGGUAUAGGCGUGAUUGUCGGCAUCGUUGUCGGAGCCAUUGUCGUUCUCGCCAUCAUCGUCAUCCUUAUCGUAGUCGUCCUCAAGAACGUGAACAAGCCCAAGAUGAUGGUCUCACCCGUCGUCAAGGCAUAAAUUCUCAUCAAUUCUUCUUUCUUUUGUUCUUACUAUAUUCCGUAUUUCCUUACUUUGCUCCCUACAAAUGUAUUCACAUUUCUUUCGUAUAUGUUGACGAUUCGAAAGUGCUAAGUUUACACUAAAGUAGCCCCCCCCCCCCCUUUAUGCGUUUACAGGCACACAACUCUUGUUAGUCCCUGAGCGUAACAAUUAUGCAGCCCAUAAUAGUGAGACUAUGCUGACGUCAUAAUCUAAAGGCUCUAACUGAACUGUUUGACAGACAGAGACUGCCAGAUAUAGGCUCUGAACAAGGCUUCAUGAGUUGUGGAAAAAUGUCCGAUAUGAUUCUUUGCUUCAGACAACCCGGCCCCCUCCCACUUUCUUAAUGUUGUCCUUUUCCCUGCAUCUUUCAUUUUAUAUAUAAUCGUUGGUGUGCCCUUUUCCUUCACCCUCUUACUUCAUUUAUAUCAUUACUCAAUUACUUUA